GUCAUAAAUGAUAAUCAUAACCUUAGUCUUUUAGAGACUAUUAUGUUUUAUGUUUGAGCAUUUUAGCCGGCUGCGCUUACUUUACUGUUAUUUUUGGAUACUUUUGUGUCCAACGUUCAUGGAGUAAAUAACUUUGAUUUCGGAAACAGAUAAUCAUGAGUUUAGAUAAUACAUUUGACAGCCUUUAUCCGGCUAAUCACAAAACUGUUUUUGUUCUUGACCGAACACCUUAUUUUGGGAUAUCCUCUGACUGUUCGAUCGAAUUUGAUUGCCUAAAAGCAAGAGGUCCAAAUGUUAUGCCUAUUCCAUCUAUAUCAAAGUCUCUUUGGACUACAAGUAUAGAAACUUCUAUGGAAUACUGUAGAAUUGUUUGGGACUUAUUUCCACGUGGUAAAUUGAUAAGAUUUGUGGCGAGUGAUCAUAUUGCUCAUAUAUUGAAUUCAUGGGAUCCUUUACAACAAACUGCAUCACAUAUUAUGAAUGGAUUUGGACUCAUUGGAACUCCUUUGCCACAUCAAUCAGGCUCUGAUUUUUCUGUGAUUCAUGGACUAAAGGUAGCCAUAGAGGCUUUGUCAGAAAUAUCUAAUGAACAAAGGCAAAGUUUAUCAUCUUCACCAAAUUCUGCUAAUAAAUUUCUGAAUCGAGGUAGAGUUAUAUGUAUAACCAGUGCAAGAGACAACUCAAACUUGAAAAGUUUAGAAGCCAUUUUUGCUAAUCACUUAUUAGCUCAGAAUAAACAAAUAGCUAAUUCAGAAAAUUUCCUGCCAAUUCAUCAUUGUCAUCUGGUUAUAAUUAAUAUCUUUCCUUUAAAUAUUGACUCUCAAGUGUCAGAUAGAAAAAUGUAUGAGGUAUCACCUAUACUAUCUAUGGAGGUACAUUCCAUGAAAGCUUCUGGUUUACACGCUAAGCUUUCCCAUUUAAUAUUAUCACAUUAUAAUCUUGCUAGCACAACUGUAACAGGAAUACCAAUGAAAGAAGAACAAAAUGCAAGCUCUUCUGCAAAUUACGAUGUGGAGAUAUUUCAUCCUGCUGGAGCUCAUACAUCAAUUCUGAAAGGUAAUCCUGCAGACUUAGCGCUUUUAAAAACGCUUCGGCGCUUUGGAGAAGGAACAGAUUAUGAAACGAUAACAUUGAAGUGGAGCACUCCAAGAGGAGUGAGUUCUAGUGAUUUACAAAAUUGCACUGCCAUGCACAGGAUCACACCGUUUGAUAUUAACAGUAGACCCUCGUCUUGUUUGAUUAAUUUUUUGUUAAAUGGACGUUCCGUGAUGUUGGAAAUGUCAAAAAAAAGUGGUGGUAAAGCAGUUUCUCAUUUAUUAGCCAGUCAUGGAGGUGAAAUAUUUAUACAUACACUGUCCACUGCCAGAAGUGUAUUAGAAGAUCCGCCUAGUAUAAGUGAGGGUUGUGGUGGGCGAGUUACUGAUUAUAGAAUAACUGAUUUUGGAAACUUGAUGAGAGCAAACAUAUUAGUACCUUUGAAACGACGCAAUAAUGAUAGAGGAGAAGAACCUGCCGAAAAAAUGAGGAAACGUCUGGAAAAAUUCACGAAGUAUUGGCCAAUCAACAUCUCUAACACUGUCAUAUUUAAUUUGAAACAGUAUUGCGAUCCUUUGAUCGAAGCAAUGAUGAAAGAUGUUAUUACUAAGGAUGAAGUUGUUCAAUGUAAGCAGAUAAUUUUCAGCUUACUCGGGCAAGAAGCCAAACAUGAGCCUCUACCUCUUCCUAAUUUUACUGGAAGAGGUCCUAAAGGAGGAGGCCGCAGAGAAGAACACUACCGUCUACUCUGGCUUGAGUUGGAAACUUUUCUUCGCGCGCAUUCUCAAACAUCGUCUCUUCAUACCGAAGUGCUUACAUGUCUACUCGAAGUGAGAAACAAGAGUGACAAAGACAUAGAUAAAGUGGAGCUUGAUCAAGCUUUACGAGAACUCGAUGGAAUUGGGAAAGAAGAUUCGGUAACAGCUGCAACUAGAGCGACUGUUAUAAGGGCUACUACGGACUCUCCAAUGUCACCCCCUAGCAUAAUUAUGAAUAUGGGCAAAAGCGGUGUCCACGGAAAACCACUCAAAUUACAGAACAAAAGUCUUAUGGACAUUUACUUGGCAGCAUCUGUGCCUAAGAAUCCUAGACCUGAAUUUCAUGGGCGUCUAAAUUGUACUCCAAGUAAUCCAAGAACUAAAUUGUACGCUAAUCUAAAAGAUCAAGAUAAACGAGAGGGUAGAGGAGGGGACGUUCCAAUGGAAGCAUAAAACUUUAACAUACAUUUUCAAUAUAUUUUCAGUAUAUUCAUAUUAGUGUAAAUUAAGUGCCUUGUAAAUAACGUAUUGUAUUUUUUGUACACAGUGUAAAUAAAUGAAAUUAAAAUUUGUA
Molecule: messenger RNA, 2367 nt
Organism: Trichogramma pretiosum
Lineage: Eukaryota; Metazoa; Arthropoda; Insecta; Hymenoptera; Trichogrammatidae
Gene: asun
Product: integrator complex subunit 13
Exons: 9
Coding region: 156-2246 (696 amino acids)
Biological process (GO): centrosome localization; regulation of mitotic cell cycle
Cellular component (GO): integrator complex
Source: RefSeq, a predicted model, not a curated record